Messenger RNA from Brassica rapa (field mustard), 1248 nucleotides. RefSeq lists its product as uncharacterized. The record is from RefSeq and is a predicted model, not a curated record. Lineage: Eukaryota; Viridiplantae; Streptophyta; Magnoliopsida; Brassicales; Brassicaceae. Gene Ontology annotation, molecular function: DNA binding.
UUUAAACCCCGGCAGAAAAGCAAAUUACCAAACCAGAUUUCUACAAAAACAAAAUGUUAAACCGGCAUAAAACAAAUAACCAAACCAAACCAAAUUUCUCGGUUAAACCAGAUCCAGCAUUUUUAUAUAACGAAGUCAACAACGCCUUUUUUUUUCACUCGCGUUUUUAUUUUCUCUCGUCUCUCGUCUCUCUUCUCUCUUUCUUGAUUUUCUUGGAGAAAAAGCUAUCGAUUCCAUCUCUCUCUCUACUGCUAAACAUGGAAGGAGACACAUCAGAGACUCCAUGGGGUGAAGUACCAAGAAGAGAGAGAAGCAUGCUAAAAAGGAAGGCGAGAGUUCACGACGACGGCCAAGGCAACGUUGCGGAGGAGACGACGGAAACGACGACGACACCUGAAUGGGUUGUGAAGCUGAUGAAGAAAUAUGAAGGCUAUGAUGCUAAUCAGAUUAUGGAGUUGAAAGAACUCAAAGCUACUGAUCUAGACCCCAAUCAAGGUCGACUCUCGCUACCUAAACAUGUGGAUAGAAUCUUCUUGAGCAUUGGCGAACUAGGAACCCUAGCUACAGGUCCCAAGAAAGGGGUACACUGUCUCUUUAUUGUUAGUGAAGAAAAAGUUCAUGCUGUUGAGUUGAGAGAUUGGGCGAAUGGGUUAGUUUUAGCAAAGGGGUGGCGUAAGGUGAUUGACGAGGAAGUGUUUAAGAUUGGUGAAAAGUACCCUCUUUGGUCUUUCCGCUCAAGAAACAAUGAGGAUAAGCUUUGUUUCACUCUGGUUAAACCUGACCAAGUAGACCCCAUCGAAGUCCUUCCCAACGUCGACGAUAAAGAUGCGAAGCUAAGUGAUACAGAGGAAGAAGAAGUUGCAAACAAAAACGAGGCUGAAUCUUCUUUAGCUGGCCAUGACCAUCCACCUGAGUCUCCCGCUGGUGUCAGCUCUCUUCCUGGCGAAGAUUUGGAUUUAUCUUAUCAGGACGCCAACGGUGAUGGCUAUCUUCCCACCGAAGCAGAACUCAACAGCUUUCAUAUCCUUCCGUGACGAUUCUGCCUGAUUCUGAAAUGAUUUUGUCAAUAUCAGUACGUGAUACUUUGAUUGCUGAUAGAUAGGUUUAGCAGCUGUUGCUUCCUUCUUUAUUUUGGUGUGAGAGUGAACAUAUUACCACGCAAAAUGUAAAGUUCUUUUUCUUUUGGUUAUGUUUGUGUAGACAUUUUCUUAGACUCUGUGGAUUCUACAAGAUAUGUUAAGAGUUGCA